UCCGGGCCCGGGCGGCGGCGGCGGCAUGGCGGAGAGCGAGGCGGAGACCCCCAGCACCCCGGGCGAGUUCGAGAGCAAGUACUUCGAGUUCCAUGGCGUGCGCCUGCCGCCCUUCUGCCGCGGGAAGAUGGAGGAGAUCGCCAACUUCCCGGUGCGGCCCAGCGACGUGUGGAUCGUCACCUACCCCAAGUCCGGCACGAGCUUGCUGCAGGAGGUGGUCUACCUGGUGAGCCAGGGCGCCGACCCCGACGAGAUCGGCUUGAUGAACAUCGACGAGCAGCUCCCGGUCCUGGAGUACCCGCAGCCGGGCCUGGACAUCAUCAAGGAGCUGACGUCUCCCCGCCUCAUCAAAAGCCACCUCCCCUACCGCUUCCUGCCCUCUGACCUCCACAACGGCGAUUCCAAGGUCAUAUACAUGGCUCGGAACCCCAAGGACCUGGUGGUAUCCUAUUACCAGUUCCACCGCUCGCUGCGCACCAUGAGCUACCGGGGCACUUUCCAGGAGUUCUGCCGGAGGUUCAUGAACGACAAGUUGGGCUACGGCUCCUGGUUCGAGCACGUGCAGGAGUUCUGGGAGCACCGCACGGACUCGAACGUGCUGUUCCUCAAGUACGAAGACAUGCACCGGGACCUGGUAACGAUGGUGGAGCAGCUGGCCAGAUUCCUGGGGGUGUCCUGUGACAAGGCCCAGCUGGAGUCCCUGACCGAGCACUGCCACCAGCUGGUGGACCAGUGCUGCAACGCCGAGGCCCUGCCCGUGGGCCGGGGGAGAGUCGGGCUGUGGAAGGACAUCUUCACCGUGUCCAUGAACGAGAAGUUCGAUCUGGUGUACAAACAGAAGAUGGGGAAGUGCGACCUCACGUUUGACUUCUAUUUAUAAUAGCAGCAACGGCGACCCUGCAUGCUCCCAGUCCCCAGACGCCACUAGCUGCGAGUCCCGUAGGCGCGCAUUCGUCCCUCACUGGACAGGCCCCGGAAGCCAUGUGGACACGCGGGGCGGGGGCGGAGAGGUGGGGGUGGGCUUGCUGCCGGCUUGGAGCAGCUGUUUGCCGUGGGAGCCUGAAGUCUGUACGUGUCUGAUUGCAAACAUUGUCAAGAUUGCUGUUCCGAUGGCCGGUGCCAUAAGUAUAAAGUCUGUAACAUAUGCAACUAGAACGUCUGCCUUUUACAGCCCCACAUUAUUUAUUGUAUUUUAUAGAGCUUUUCACUGGAAAUCUAAAUAAAUGUCAGUAUAAACCAAAUAAAAGUUCAUUUCCACGGGGACUCAGGAGCAAGCCACUCCCCAACGGUAGAGAGAUCUCAGGGUGGACUCUUUGUUUUUGCAGUUUUCUUCUGUGAGGCAUGGCCCCGUGUGGU
Molecule: messenger RNA, 1356 nt
Organism: Pteronotus mesoamericanus
Lineage: Eukaryota; Metazoa; Chordata; Mammalia; Chiroptera; Mormoopidae
Gene: SULT4A1
Product: sulfotransferase family 4A member 1
Exons: 7
Coding region: 26-880 (284 amino acids)
Biological process (GO): sulfation
Cellular component (GO): cytoplasm
Molecular function (GO): sulfotransferase activity
Source: RefSeq, a predicted model, not a curated record